This is a messenger RNA of Cavia porcellus (domestic guinea pig), 1007 nucleotides long. RefSeq names its product 26S proteasome complex subunit SEM1-like. The record is from RefSeq and is a predicted model, not a curated record. NCBI's taxonomy places the organism in Eukaryota, Metazoa, Chordata, Mammalia, Rodentia, Caviidae. The transcript is spliced from 2 exons. Gene Ontology annotation, biological process: proteasome assembly; mRNA export from nucleus; double-strand break repair via homologous recombination. Gene Ontology annotation, cellular component: proteasome complex; proteasome regulatory particle, lid subcomplex.
AUGAGUUUAAAGGUCUCGCAGAAACUGAGAAGAAAGUCAAAGUGGGCUCCGACGGUAGCGAAAACGCAGCCGGUAGAUUUGGGUCUCCUCGAGGUGGAUGAUGAGUUUGAGGAGUUCCCUGCUGAAGACUGGGCUGGUUUGGAUGAAGAUAAAGAUGCUCAUGUAUGAGAAGAUAACUGAAAUGAUGACAAUGUAGAGGACAAUCUCUCCAAUCAGUUACCAGCUGAACUAGAGAAACGAAGUUAUAAGAUGCAGACUUCAUAGCAUCCAGAAGAAGUAUUAAAGUGCCCUCAAUUUGAACUGUGUACUAAAUUAUACAACAAGUAUCCCAGAAUAGAAUGCUUUUAAAAAUGUUUAUUUGAUUAUUUAUUUGAAUUUUUUAUAACAAAAAUAAAUGUUUUGGUCUUAAGGGGGAAUGGAGGGCAGGAGGGGGACUAGUGGGGAGAGGAGUGUAAUAAUAACAAUAAAAAUAAUAGUUGUGUUAACCGCACAAGUGAUUUCAAGGAUGUUCAUAAUAAUUGAUAACUUUAAGUGCUAUUUUGUGAUAAGACACAAUACUGCAAGGUAUGUGAUCCAUGUUGUUGAUGAAGAUAAUGAAAUUUAGGUAAAAGAAAUUGCUUGAGGUCACACAGGUUGUAGGAAAGAGAAAUGAGAUUUGAAUGUAGGUCUAUGUAAUAUUGUAGUCUUAAGAUUUUAACCAUUAAAUGUUCUCUUCUGGUAUUUAACUGAUUUAUACUGUUAUUUUGGUUAGUUUUCUCUUGUUGGUGAGAAAAAAUGCCCGAUGCCCAAAAUUAAAGAAGGAAAGGUUUCUUGAGCUCACAGUUUGUGGAGGUUUCAGUCCUUAAUCAGCUAGCUCCCAGAGGGGCAACUAUUCAUGGCAGUGGAAGAUAGCAAAAGCAACAACAGCAAAAAAGGGAGAACAAGCCUCUUUUCCUCCCUUGUAUUGUAUGCAGGCUAACUGCUCUCUGGUGGUUAUAGCACUCACACCAGCUCUGUGUCCUCCUCUU